Penicillium roqueforti is the source of this 2037-nucleotide messenger RNA. RefSeq lists its product as uncharacterized. Gene Ontology annotation, cellular component: cytoplasm. The coding region runs from base 1 to 2037 and encodes 678 amino acids. The record is from RefSeq and is a predicted model, not a curated record. NCBI's taxonomy places the organism in Eukaryota, Fungi, Ascomycota, Eurotiomycetes, Eurotiales, Aspergillaceae. The transcript has 2 exons. Gene Ontology annotation, biological process: regulation of GTPase activity; signal transduction.
AUGUCGAAGCGAAUGUCCACAGUGCCCAACCUCGAUCUGAGCUCGUGCAAGACCGACUCGAAGAAGGAUAAAGCCUCAUCGCCUGUGACGCCAUGUGACCGUAGUUCAGACGGACCAAGCCCCUUAACACCGCGUUCGCCCAAGUCUACAUCGAGCUCUCCACUCUUCAAAGGCGCAACAAUUCGCCCUGUCGCGCAGGACUCCGACAAUAAGGCAACCAGCCCUAUUCUCCCACAUACUCCUGGCAUAGAGCCUCCGACACCCGGAUUCACAGCGAUUCCUCAACAUUUCCCUUCUCCCAAAGACUCAAGGCAUACGCGCGAUGCCUCGAAAUCAUUUUUCGGCAACCUCAAAGCACCGAAACCAUCCCACAAGUCACAACAUUCAGAUAGCUCGGAGAACUCCACCGAACAUCCCAAGAGUAGAGGCAGCUCCAGAGAACGGAAGAUGCCAAUGGCUUCCAAACAGUACGAGUCAACGCCUGACCUUCUAGGGGCACCUGCCCGUACGAAUGGAACCGAAAGGACUAACGGACUCUCAGGCCAAAAUGAUUCGCAGCAAACAGGCGCCAAGAAAGUCGGUACGGAUUUAGAGUCCACCGCGCCGAAGAAAAACAAACAACGAUUUGCAAACCUUUUGACCCGAUCUCGCUCUAUUCGAGUUGACGACUCCUCCGGACCCAGACCACCCCGCCGGCGCCCCUCUACUGGUCUUGCGAAACUCGAAGAGUUCAGUCAAGGCGCAACGACGACCGCGAAUCCACCCCGUUGCGCGACUGCGCGACCCGAACGUGGAGGCUUGCAGCCUCCCGAGCGCCAAGCCGACACCACCUCUUUGCGAAAAGAGCGUAGCCACGGUAAUAUGGUCGCGUCGGGUUCGUUGAGUCAAGUUUCCGGCGCCUCGGCUGCCAUUUUCAACAAUCUGAAGUCUUCAUCAAGCGGCACUGCAGAUCGUAUUGGCAAGGCCGGGAAAGGAUUCUUUAGCAAGAUCACCCGUAGCGGCAGCACGAAUGAGAGAGAUAUGAUCACCGAUGAUUCGUACACGUGCUCAGUGAUCAACCUACCGCUCAUUGAGCAGGCGAGAAAGACUCGCAUUGCGAAGAAGCUCGAAGACUGCCGAGACAAGACCGAGUUCUGGAUGCCUGCCUUGCCAUACCGCUCAAUUGAUUAUCUAAACUUCAAGGGUUGCGAGGAAGAGGGCCUUUACCGUGUUCCCGGUAGUGGCAGGGAGGUCAAGCACUGGCAAAGAAGAUUUGACACAGAACUCGACAUCGAUCUCUUCGAAGCCCCUAAUCUAUAUGACAUUAAUACGGUCGGAUCCCUCUUCAAAGCUUGGCUUCGUGAGCUUCCAGAUGAGCUUUUCCCCAAGUCAACGCAAACGAUGAUUGCUAUGAAGUGCGAAGGUGCCAAGACCGCACCACAGCUACUCAAAGACGAGCUCUCCAAGUUACCGCCUUACCAUUACUAUCUCCUCUUCGCCAUCACCUGCCACCUCAACCUCCUUCACUCGUACGUGGACCAGAACAAAAUGGACUACCGCAACUUGUGCAUCUGCUUCCAGCCCUGCAUGAAGAUCGACGCAUUCUGUUUCCAAUUCUUAGUAUGUGACUGGAAGAACUGCUGGCAGGGUUGCUGGACCGAGAAGGAAUACCUUGAACUUGAGAAAAAGAUGGACGAGCGCGACCUGCGAGUCUCAGAAGAGCAGGAGGCCGCCAAGGCGAAGGAGCGGGCCUCUGGCAGCCACGAACGCGCAGUCUCGUCUUCCAGCAGCAGCGCUGGGGAAGAAGCUCGUCAGCCUCUUCGUCAGCCCUUGCGCCAGCCUGCUCGUGAAACAUCCCGUGAACCAUCUCGUGAGCCACCCCGCCCAGAAACUGCUCGCCCCGAAACCGCUCGCCCAGCAAUGGCUCGCCCAGAAAUUGUUCGCCCAUCCACUGCUCGCACCCGAAAGGCCCCGCCGAAGAAUAUCGAGACGGGACACACCCGGAGCAUCUCCCAGCUUCCCGAGCUUGGCCCGCCGCUCUCUCCUAUCAAAAUUUAA